AUGCCUAAGCAUGAUGCCGACUUCGAAGGAGAUUGGACUUUUCCGCUCGUCCUCCUUUCUGAGACGACUAACCAGGUUUGGACGGUGGUACGCACAACACAGACCUUUGAACUCCACACCAAGCCGAUUGACUAUGCCAUACUGACAAACCUCGUUGUCAUCGGUUGUUACCACCAGAUGGUGUUUCGCCUAGUCCAAGCAAAGCAGAUCCCCAAUCGAGUGGAGAAAAGCAAAGACGAUCGACGUACGGGAUCUGAUAGCACAGGGUCCACUAUCUUGGAGCUACCUUCGACUGGGGUUCGAUCAAAAGGGGAAGCCUUCACAGGGGAGAUGCUGCGAUAUCUGGCGGGGUUGAUCCAGGGUGGGCUGCGGCUUUCUCAUGAUGUUUCAGGCCACAUCGUCGGUAUCCGUGAGCAGCAGGACCUGCAGUAG
Molecule: messenger RNA, 432 nt
Organism: Diaporthe amygdali
Lineage: Eukaryota; Fungi; Ascomycota; Sordariomycetes; Diaporthales; Diaporthaceae
Exons: 3
Coding region: 1-432 (143 amino acids)
Source: RefSeq, a predicted model, not a curated record